Messenger RNA from Sarcophilus harrisii (Tasmanian devil), 933 nucleotides. Its product is annotated as olfactory receptor 5W2-like. Lineage: Eukaryota; Metazoa; Chordata; Mammalia; Dasyuromorphia; Dasyuridae. Gene Ontology annotation, cellular component: membrane. The transcript has a single exon. Gene Ontology annotation, molecular function: olfactory receptor activity; odorant binding; G protein-coupled receptor activity. Gene Ontology annotation, biological process: sensory perception of smell; G protein-coupled receptor signaling pathway. The coding region runs from base 1 to 933 and encodes 310 amino acids. The record is from RefSeq and is a predicted model, not a curated record.
AUGAUGGAAAGCAAUUACUACAACCCAAGGGAAUUCAUCUUCCUGGGAAUCACCAGUGAUCCAGACUUAAAAGUCCCCCUUUUUGUUCUCUGCCUUAUCAUUUAUUUGUUCAUUGUUUUAGCUAAUCUUGGGAUGAUCAUAUUAAUCAGGAUAGAAACCCAACUGCAUUUACCCAUGUACUUCUUCCUUAGUCACAUGUCCUUCUGUGACCUCUGCUACCCCUCAGCCAUUGGCCCCAAGAUGCUGCUGGAUUUCUUUGCCAAAGAUAAAUCCAUUUCCUUCACUGGUUGUGCUCUGCAAAUGUUCUUUGAUUCUUUCUUUGGAGAUUCCGAUUGUUUGCUAUUAGCAGUAAUGGCCUUUGAUCGCUACAUGGCCAUAAGCAACCCUCUGUUUUAUACAGUAAAUGUGUCUAGUCGGGUUUGCUACUCAUUAAUUACUGGUGUCUACAUGGUGGGACUUACAGAUACUCUAAUCCAUACUACUUUAACCUUCACAGUGAGUUUCUAUAGGUCCAAAGAGAUCAACCAUUUCUUCUGUGAUAUCCCUCCCCUUUUAUCACUCUCUUGUUCUGAUACCCAGAUCAAUGAGCUGAUGCUCUUCAUCGUUUUUGGCUUCAGUGAAAUGGUCACCAUUUCAGAAGUCCUCAUCUCUUACUGUUACAUAUUUUUGUCUGUGUUGAAAAUCCACUCAACUGAAGGCAGAAGUAAAGCCUUUUCUACCUGUAGCUCUCACAUAACUGUUUUUACUAUUUUCCAGGGUACCGUCCUUUUUAUGUACUUCAGACCAAGUUCUACACAUUUACUAGACCAAGACAAAAUGACCUCCUUGUUUUAUACCCUUGUCAUUCCCAUGUUAAACCCCUUGAUCUACAGUUUGAGAAACAAAGAUGUGAAGAAGGCUCUGGGAAAGCUAAGAAACAAACUAACUUUUUAA